This is a messenger RNA of Acanthosepion pharaonis, 1572 nucleotides long. NCBI's taxonomy places the organism in Eukaryota, Metazoa, Mollusca, Cephalopoda, Sepiida, Sepiidae. The record is from the annotation of a GenBank genome assembly.
AUGAGCAAGCGACCGAGUGAAUUGGUGUUGGUCGCCAGCAAUCUAAGACGAGGCAAAUGUUACUACAAAGUAGAAUAUGCUUGGCCAAGCGCAAAGGUGACGGUGAAAUUUAAUAGGCUGAGAAGAAGAGGAGAGAAAAAAGUAGUCAAUCCGUGUCGGACAUUGAUCGAACUGUUGGCGGACCAGGAAAACGUCUUAGCUGAUCUAUCUAUCUAUCUAUCUAUCUAUCUAUCUAUGUCCAUAUCUAUCUAUCAGUCUGAUCGUAUCUAUCUAUCUAUCUAUCUAUCUAUCUAUCUAUCUAUCAGUCUGAUCGUAUCUAUCUAUCUAUCUAUCUAUCUAUCUAUCUAUCUAUCUAUCUAUCUAUCUAUCUAUCUGAUCGUAUCUAUCUAUGACAGUCUGUCCACAUCUAUCUAUCUAUCUAUCUAUCUAUCUAUCUAUCUAUCUAUCUAUCUAUCUAUGUCCAUAUCUAUCUAUCAUCUGAUCGUAUUUAUCUAUCUAUCUAUCUAUCUAUCUAUCUAUCUAUCUAUCUUUCAGUCUGAUCGUAUCUAUUCAUUCAUCUAUCUAUCUAUCUAUCUAUCUAUCUAUCUAUCUAUCUAUCUAUCUAUCUAUCUGAUCGUAUCUAUCUAUGACAGUCUGUCCACAUCUAUUCAUCUAUCUAUCUAUCUAUCUAUCUAUCUAUCUAUCUAUCUAUCAUCUAUGUCCAUAUCUAUCUAUCAGUCUGAUCUAUCUAUCUAUUAUCUAUCUAUCUAUUCUAUCUAUCUAUCUAUCUAUCUAUCUAUCUAUCUAUCUAUCAGUCUGAUCGUAUCUAUCUAUCUAUCUAUCUAUCUAUCUAUCUAUCUAUCUAUCAUAUCUAUCUAUCUAUCUGAUCCUUUUAAUUUCCAUCGUGUCGUUGUUUGUCCAACUAUUCGCCUGCCUACUCAAUUUCAACAUGUAGCGAGAAGGCUGGGAAAGAAAGAGAGAAAAUGGUCAUUUUGUUUCAAGUUUAUACACAUCAUUCACUCUCUCAAGUAUAAUCAAUCUAUCUGUCACUUCUUGUUUAUUAAAUCUAUCUAUCUAUCUAUCUAUCUAUCGCAGUUUUUCCUAUCUAUUUCAAGCUAUUCGUAUCUAUCUAUCUCAGUUUUUCUUAUCUAUCUAUCUAUCUAUCUAUCUAUCUAUCUAUCUAUCUAUCUAUCGCAGUUUUUCCUAUCUCAAGCUAUUCGUAUCUAUCUAUCUAUCUAUCUAUCUAUCUAUCUAUCUAUCUCAGUUUUUCUUAUCUAUCUAUCUAUCUAUCUAUCUAUCUAUCUAUCUAUUUUCUUUCUCGAUCUAUCUAUCUAUCUAUCUAUCUAUCUAUCUAUCUAUCUAUCUAUCUAUCGCAGUUUUUCCUAUCUAUCUCAAGCUAUUCGUAUCUAUCUAUCUAUCUAUCUCAGUUUUUCUUUAUCUAUCUAUCUAUCUAUCUAUCUAUCUCAGUUUUUCUUAUCUAUCUAUCUAUCUAUCUAUCUAUCUAUCUAUCUAUGUCUGCCAUUCUCUUUCUUGAUCUAUCUAUCUAUCUAUCUUUUCAUAGACAGAUACAGAGGAAACACAGAGAUUGAUUGA